Molecule: messenger RNA, 564 nt
Organism: Lathyrus sativus (Indian pea)
Lineage: Eukaryota; Viridiplantae; Streptophyta; Magnoliopsida; Fabales; Fabaceae
Source: the annotation of a GenBank genome assembly
AUGAAACCUACUUCAAAAUUGCAUGGUUUUAAUUAUGAUCAACAAAAGAUAAACCUCAAUGGCCCUCGUCCUACACCUUUGAUGAUUCGCAAGCCUAAUUCAUCACACAAACAGCAAAGGGUUCCCAUCAUCAUAUACACUCAAUCACCAAAGAUUAUUCAUACAAAAGCUCAAGAUUUCAUGGCUCUUGUUCAAAGACUCACAGGCAUGUCCACCACCAAUCAAGUACUGCCACGUCAGCAAGAGGUUUCUGAGAAUUUUGAGUCAUCUUUGUCAGAGGGAUCAAACAAUAAUAGCAUCAACUUCAUACAGCAGGAGGGUGAUGAAAACUCAGUUGAUAAGGGAGGUGUGAAUAGCAAUAAUGAUAAUGAUGAUGAACAAAGCCCUAAUAAUAUGAUGAAAUUUGCUGAGAUGCCAUUAUUCACUCCAACUUCAUAUGAUUUCUUUAGCCCAAACAAUUCAUCUCGACCAGUUUAUAAAUUUUCUGAUUCUCCAUAUGGAAUUUUAGGAAGUCUGAUAUCUCCUUCUGGAUUGGGAUUCAUCCAAGACCUACCUGAAUAUUAG